AUGCGUGCCAAGUCACUGGCAGGUCUCGGCUACACCCAUGUGCACUGGGCCUUUGCCGACAUCCACCAAUACCUUUCAUUCAGUAUAGAUGACACUCACCCCCUGGGUGCCGAUGUCAAGGGUAAUUUCGCCUAUGACGGCUGGGCUUUCUCCACCGACCCGGCCAGACACCAGCUCCUCCGGCGAGUGUGCGAGCCGGGCAAUAGGGACGCGCUUGUCACUGCCGUAGUUGCAAGCACGGGCCGUACAGCUUCAAUAUGGAUUGGGUAUAUCUGCGCAGUCAAGGUAAAAAAAAAGCAAGAGUCUCAAAGAUUCAGCAGCCUGCUUGCUGAUCUCCACCUUCUGAGAGAGAACAUCGCCGAGACGGACUUUUAUCCUGCUGUGAUCACCAAGGCCGGAGCAGGGAGGAACGAAGUCAUCGUAGGUAUCUUGAGCUACGACGGCUCUUUGGAGAUGGAAAUUACGGGAUGCACUGGUCCUUUGUGUACCUUUUUUGGGCCCGAAUCGACCGAAAAGCAGGAAAAGUCUACUCUGACGCCAGGCUGUUUAGCCAACGCCGUAAUCGACGAGCUCAUACGCCGCGGUGUUGCCGAAGUCACUCCAUUUUAUGACAGUGAUACGCAGUAUGAUUAUCUCAUAUAG
Molecule: messenger RNA, 642 nt
Organism: Pyricularia grisea
Lineage: Eukaryota; Fungi; Ascomycota; Sordariomycetes; Magnaporthales; Pyriculariaceae
Exons: 3
Coding region: 1-642 (213 amino acids)
Source: RefSeq, a predicted model, not a curated record